AAUAAUUUAAAGUCUUCAAUGAAUACACAAGAAUUGGCUAUCUAUUAGAUAUAUUAGAAUACUAGAUACACUGAUAAACAAUGGUGUCUAAUUGGUACUCAAUUAUCUACUGUUUUUAUAAUUUUUGGGGUACAGGGUUAAUUUGAAAACUUCGAUUUAUGAUACAAAAAUUAUUGUAACUCAAAUACAAUGGUUUCCACACAGUUUCAUUAACUCUGUGUUUUGAAUAUCCCGAUCGUAUAUCUUAUACAUCUUCAUAGCUUCAGUUUGGUACUGACAUUCUCAAAGGUAUGUUGCAAUUAUUUUGAUUUAAUUUUUUUAAUUUAAUGUUAGAAUUCAUUAUAAUUGGUAAUUAUUAAUUUUUUGUUUUUACAUUUUUUUUUUUUUUUUUAAAUCAUUCUUGUUUCAAUAUGGUUAUAUGUCGUAUCCACUUAGUGUGAUCGUAUUUUUCAUGAAAUGGAUGUUCAUUUCAUGAACCACGAUCAUAACGUGUCAAAUUUUAGUUCAUGAAACGGACAUAUAUUUUAUCCAUUUCAUGAAAUGGAAACUCUUAUUUUACACUUUGUGUAAUAUUUUAAAUUAAUUACAUCAAUAAGUAACUUUUCGUGAAAUCGAAAUAAUAACAUUGAUACUGGUACAUAUCUCACCGUACUAUAUUUAUUAUUAAUAAAUUGUAAAGAUGAGAUAUCGACCGUUCAACAGAUAAAUUUUAGUCGAUAAAAUAUAUAUUUAAUCAAAAUUCAAUUGAAUCAAUUGUAUAAGUGUGAUACGACCAAGGCAUUCUGGAAAAUCUGUGUAUUAUAUUAUUUUUAUAUGAUGCCAGUACGUCCUCUGACUUGAAGCAAGCCGUAUAUUAGCGUUAAAAUGGAAUUUGAUUCAUUUUCUGAANUUGACGUUCAAUUAAUGAUUGAAGACAUUUUAGCAGCAAAAAUAAAAAUGUAAGUAAUCGUUAAAAUAUACAAAAUAUUAGUAAAUAAAAAUUAUAUAUUAAGAAACUUCAAAUAAAAUUAUUACUAUCAGCCAUCAGGGCUUGUCUUACUAACACGUAACAUAGCAAAUUUACGCUCAGCAGUUCACGUUUUAUUCCGUUGGAUUAAAAAUUAGAUAAUAAAUAUUUAAAUAAUAUUAUUUAAUAUUUACAUUAAAUAUUUGUUUAUAAUUUGAAAUUUACAUUAUUUUUUAGUGGCAAAAAAAAGAGGCGAGAUUAUUAUCUCAUCAAAACGUAUGAUGUCCUGUUCGUUACAGAUCAAAAGUUUUUGGUUUAUAUAAAAACUAAUGAAGACGAAGACAUAAGGUAAUUUUUGAUUUGGUUUUUAUAAUUUGCAAUCUGUAUUAUUGAUUUAAUUAUUUUAAUCAAGUACGUUGUACCAUACGAAGAGUUAUACGAUCGUAUUAAGGAUUUUCAUAUUAAAACGGGGCAUGGUGGAAUUGUUUAAUUACGUAUGUCAAUGGGUCAUAAAUACAAAAUUCCGCGACCAGCAAUAGAAAAGUUUUUGUCUGUAUGUGCAAUAUGCAAUUCCAAGUAAGGAGCAAAUCGGAAACUAGUUAUAAAACCAAUUAUAACUAAAGAUUUUAAUGAAAGGGGCCAAGUCGAUUUAGUCGAUCUCCAGUCAACACCUGAUAGUAAAUAUAAAUGGAUCAUGAAUUAUCAGGACCACAAUACAAAAUUUGUAUUAUUGCAUCCACUUGAAAGGAAACGGGCUAUAGAAGUGGCAAACAGAUUACUCACUAUUUUUCUUACAUUUGGGACUCCUAAAAUACUUCAAAGUGAUAAUGAACGAGAAUUUGUGAACUCCAUUAUUAAGGAAUUAAAGGAUCUGUGGCCACAAUGUGUGUCCACGGUUGACCACGUCAUCCCCAAAGUCAGGAAAGCAUUGAAAGAAGUAAUCAAGACAUUGAGAAUAUGAUUCGUGUUUGGAUGAUGGAUAACCAAUCCAAAAAAUGGUCAGUUGGAUUACAAUUUGUACAGUUUCAAAAAAUUCGUCUUUCCAUCGAGCAAUAGGAUGAUCGCCGUAUAAAGCUUUAUUCGGAUGUGACCCGAAUAAUGGAUUGUCAUCAUCAAAUCUUCCAUCGGAAAUAAUAAAAAAAACUAACCACUGAAGAACAUCUUGAAGAAAUUUUAAAUAAUAUUCAACCUAAACAUGAAAAAGAAGAAAUUACAUCAUAUUGUAGCAUUUGCAAUAUAGAAAUGUUAACUGAGUUUGAAUUUUCCGAAAACUGUUAUUUGUGAUUUAUGUAAAACCAGUGAAAAAAUAAGCAAACAAUGUCAACUUGGAUCUCAAGGACAAGAAAAAGCGGCUAAAAUCAUGUUAAAGGUGUCUUUUUAA
Molecule: messenger RNA, 2327 nt
Organism: Cinara cedri
Lineage: Eukaryota; Metazoa; Arthropoda; Insecta; Hemiptera; Aphididae
Source: the annotation of a GenBank genome assembly